Messenger RNA from Austrofundulus limnaeus, 2860 nucleotides. RefSeq names its product malic enzyme 2, NAD(+)-dependent, mitochondrial (gene me2). Gene Ontology annotation, molecular function: NAD binding; malate dehydrogenase (decarboxylating) (NADP+) activity. NCBI's taxonomy places the organism in Eukaryota, Metazoa, Chordata, Actinopteri, Cyprinodontiformes, Rivulidae. The transcript is spliced from 15 exons. Bases 210 to 1961 code for a protein of 583 amino acids. Gene Ontology annotation, biological process: malate metabolic process; pyruvate metabolic process. The record is from RefSeq and is a predicted model, not a curated record. Gene Ontology annotation, cellular component: mitochondrion.
UGGGCUGACCACCAUCGCUUGUUUUUGACGGCUGCAGCUGCUUUCCGAGGGGGAGUGCAAAUAUAUGACGUACUUACAACGCGGACAUUUGAAAUAAAAGAAAAUGUGCUGAAUAAACUGAUCUGCCCAACAGAAGAAACAACACAACAGCGCUGUGUAUUUUAAAGCAGUUUCUACCUGUGGACCCUCCAGACCAGUGACAAUUCACCAUGCUGUCCAAGUUAAGAACAGCCUGGUCCCUGAGACCGUGUGUCUCUGUCUGCAGAUGGAAGCAUACCAAAGAAAAGGGAAAGCCUCUUAUGCUCAACCCUCACACCAACAAGGGUAUGGCCUUCACACUAGAGGAGCGACAGAUUUUAGGGAUACACGGUCUGUUGCCUCCUAAAGUGGAAACUCAAGACAAUCAGGCCACACGCUUCAAAAAGAAUCUCAAGAAAAUGUCAGAUCCCCUGGAGAAGUACAUCUACCUGAUGGGUAUUCAGGAAAGGAAUGAGAGGCUUUUUUAUCGCGUGUUGAUGGAAAACAUAGAAGAAUUGUUGCCAAUUGUCUACACGCCRACUGUAGGCCUGGCCUGCACACAGUAUGGACAUAUAUUUAGGAGACCCAAAGGCGUGUUCAUUUCCAUUCUGGACCGAGGACAUGUUCGCUCCAUUCUGGACAAUUGGCCAGAGACUAAUGUAGCAGCUGUGGUAGUAACUGAUGGAGAACGUAUUUUAGGUUUAGGGGACCUGGGUUGUUAUGGAAUGGGCAUACCUGUUGGAAAACUUUGCCUGUACACUGCCUGUGCCGGCAUUAGACCUGAGAAAUGUCUGCCUGUGGCGAUAGAUGUCGGCACAGACAAUGAGAGUCUCCUUAAGGAUCCGUUUUACAUGGGACUGUAUCAGAAGCGAGACCGCACUCAAGCAUACGAUGAUCUGAUUGACGAGUUCAUGGAAGCUGUGGUGGAAAAAUAUGGGCAGGAUACACUGAUCCAGUUUGAGGACUUUGGGAAUCACAAUGCGUUCCGCUUCCUUCGGAAGUACAGGGAGAAAUACUGCACCUUCAACGACGAUAUUCAAGGCACUGCAUCUGUGGCUCUUGCUGGUCUGUUAGCAGCUCAGAGAGCCACCGGCAAACCYAUCACUGAACAUCGUGUCCUUUUCCUGGGAGCUGGAGAGGCUGCUCUUGGAAUUGCCAACCUGAUUGUGAUGGCCAUGACGGAAUCAGGGCUGAGUCAAACAGCAGCCAGAGAAAAGAUCUGGAUGUAUGAUGCACAUGGUUUACUUGUAAAGGACAGAGCACAAAAAACUGACUCUAACCAGGAGGUGUUCAUCCACGACAGUCCAGGGGAUGUGCAGAGCUUUUUGGAUGCUGUCAACACCAUCAAACCCACAGCUAUCAUUGGCGUGGCGGGAGCUGGACGUCUCUUUACUCAUGAUGUCCUCAAAGCCAUGGGAGCCCAAAAUGAACGACCAAUUAUCUUUGCCUUGAGUAACCCAACAAACAAAGCAGAGUGCACAGCGGAGGAUGCUUACACACUAACUGAUGGCCGAUGUCUUUUUGCCAGUGGCAGCCCGUUUGGUCCUGUUACUCUAAGUGACGGUCGGGUCUUUACACCUGGACAAGGAAACAAUGCCUACAUCUUUCCAGGUGUGGCUCUGGCUGUGAUUCUGAGUGGCGUGAGACACAUCAGUGAUACUGUAUUCUUGGAGGCUGCCAAGUCUCUUGCUGAACAGCUGACGGAUAAUGAGCUGAACGCAGGAAGACUCUAUCCUCCUCUCUCCAACAUCAGAGAGGUCUCUGUUCAGAUCACAGUCAAGGUGAUGGAAUAUGUCUAUGCUAAAGGCAUGGCGUUCCGCUACCCUGAGCCUCUGGACAAGAAUCGUUUUGUGCGUGGUACUGUGUGGAACACGGACUAUGAGUCCUUCCUGCCUGAUACCUAUGAUUGGCCUGGUGUCAACUUCAGUCCUAAAACAUGCUAAAAGUAGUGAAAAUUAGAGUAGAAGGUAACACUUAAAAGAGAAGAACACUUCUGUGACAUUAGGCMUUUUCUCCAAGUUAUUUGUUGUGCUCUUUGAAAAUGUAAACCUUUAGAAAAGUCUAGUGCCACCUGGUGAUAAAAAACAGGCAGUGUGAAAAUCUAGAGACAUAGACGCUUUUAAAAAAACAACUACUAUUGGGCAAAGAUAAAGACAAAAAGGUGCAAGAUUUGCAUUCAAUCAAAAUAUUUUAAGUUAGUUAAAUCAUACUUUUCAAUAAAAUAGCCUUAUAAGUAAAUGCUGUAAAGGGAACUUUACCUGAUUUUAGCAACACAACACUCAAAAAUUAAUGCAACAGUUUUUUUACACUCCUAAAUCCACAGAUAUCUUUAUUUUCUUCAUCUUCACUCCUCUUUCUCCUGAUCCAACCGAUAAAAAACAUGCCACAGAGCUGAGUGCUGAAAAGCUUCACUUUUGCUUGCAAGUAGUUAAAAAAACAGAACAUUGUUAACUUCUAGGUCAAGUGAAGUGAGUAUUUUAAAAACCUACCACUUUAUUGAAAAAGACAAGAAUUAAUAAAGGGAAAUAGGUAUAUUAACCAAAGUAAAUAAUAUUUUAAACCAUUUAGGCUAACAUGCAGCUAGAACACUUGAAUGUACACUCCAACAAUUUAUGAAGUACUUUUGCCAACUUUUAUUUAUUAUCUUUUGAAUUAAUAUAUAUUAGCACUCCUUUGAGGCCCUGUCACACUAGACAACUUGUACCAACCUAUGUUGAAGAUGGAAUUGAAAAAAAUCAACAGGAAGUUUCUUCUUGGCGUGUACAUAAUGUGAUUCAAACAAAUUAAUCAAAUAUAUAACAUUAGCAAUUUAGACAUAAAAAAUGUUUCAUAAGUUGGCAUA